This is a messenger RNA of Terrapene triunguis (Three-toed box turtle), 3531 nucleotides long. RefSeq names its product RAS guanyl releasing protein 2 (gene RASGRP2). Gene Ontology annotation, molecular function: calcium ion binding; guanyl-nucleotide exchange factor activity. Bases 1190 to 3010 code for a protein of 606 amino acids. The transcript has 17 exons. Gene Ontology annotation, cellular component: plasma membrane. Gene Ontology annotation, biological process: positive regulation of GTPase activity; Ras protein signal transduction. The record is from RefSeq and is a predicted model, not a curated record. Lineage: Eukaryota; Metazoa; Chordata; Testudines; Emydidae.
CACACAAGGGAGGCACACAGGGGCUCUCCCUGCUGCCACCCCUACUUUGGGGAUGGCUGGGGGCUGCUGAGCUGGCACUGCCCUGGGUUAUAAUCCCCACUUAAUUGGGGGGGUUGAAUGGAGUUGGAAGGGUGGUGGGUGCACUGGGGGGCAUAAUGGGUGGCUAAUGGAGGGCUCUAAAGGCAGUGAUGGGGGCAGGGAGCAGGUGCCUUAGAGCCUUAGCUUAGUAGUCCUGACUGAAGAGUGGGGCCCAUGUCACUGGGAUGGGGUGACCCCCCGUUGUAUUGUAGCUAAUAAAAGCUCAGAGGCCUGGCUGAGAUACAGGAAGAGGAUAAAAAAGGUCCUUGUCCCCCAUGCAGCUGGGACCCACAGCCCAGGGGUGUGUGGGGGUGCCAACAGGCUGUGCAAUGAUGGGGUUUCAUUUUGGGUUCAGCAUGCCUGUGCCUGUGUGUGCACAGUACACUAUAGUCCAGGUGUGUGCACUGCGGUAUAGUGCAUGCAGCAUGGCCGUGUGUGUGUCUGUGCACACAGUACACUAUGGUCGAGGGGUGUACAGUGCAGUAUAGUGCUUGCAGCAUGGCUGUGUGUGUGUGGCUGUGUGUGCACAGUACACUAUGGGCCAGGUGUGUGCAGUGCGGUAUUGCGUGCAGCAGAGCUGUGUCUUGGCAAAGCUUUAUGCCACACAGUGUGAUAGUGCGUGUGUGUGCAGUGCGACUGUGUGUUUAUGCUGCAUACAGUGUGUACAAUGUGUGUGUGGUGGCAUGUAUUUAUCCCAGAGAUGACUGUGAGGCAACUGACAUUUGGCAACACUGUAUUUUGAUUGAUAUUUUGCAACAUGGCUGGUGCGUAUGUGAGAGACAUGCAGUUAGUAGGAGGUGCUGUGCAAACAAACAGCCAGAUGGAAAAGAGGGACCGUCCCCCCCAAACGCCUUUCGUUCAGUCCUCCCCCCUCAGCUCACUCACUCAUUGUUGCUUCUAUUCCUCUUCUAACUAACCAUGAACAAAAAGCUGCCUAAAAAUAACACUGCAAGAAACCCCAACCCUCAAUUUACAGCGUGUGGCAGGUUCUCACCAGGGAUCCCUGAUCUUAGGGGGCCGCUGACACAUUGCCCCUGAGCUGGGCAGCACUUGUCUGUGGUGGGACCCCAGGCUGGCAGAGGGGGAGCUGGCCGGCACGGGAGGAGCAGAGAUGAGCGGGACGCUGGACCUGGACAAGGGCUGUACUGUUGAGGAGCUGCUGCAGGGCUGCAUUGAGGCCUUUGACAAUGAGGGGAAGGUGCGGGACCCCCAGCUGGUGCGAAUGUUCCUGAUGAUGCAUCCCUGGUACAUCCCCUCCUCCCAGCUGGCCGCCAAGCUGCUGCACAUCUACCAAGAGUCUCGUAGCUCAGAAAGCAGUUCCCUGCAGGUGAAAACCUGCCACCUGGUGAGGUACUGGAUCUCAGCAUUCCCGGCGGAGUUUGAUUUGAACCCGGAGCUAGCAGAGCAGAUCAAGGAGCUAAAGGAGGUUCUGGGCCGCGAGGGGAACCGGCGUCACAGCAACCUCAUCGACAUUGAGAAUGUCCCUACCUACAAGUGGAAGCGCCAAGUGACCCAGCGCAACCCGGUGGCCCCGAAGAAACGCAAGAUGUCGCUGCUCUUUGACCACCUGGAGUCCUCCGAGCUGGCGGAGCAUCUCACCUACCUGGAGUACCGCUCCUUCUGCAAGAUCCUGUUCCAGGACUAUCACAGCUUCGUCAUGCACGGCUGCACUGUGGACAACCCCAUCCUGGAGCGGUUCAUCACCCUUUUCAACAGCGUCUCACAAUGGGUGCAGCUCAUGGUGCUGAGCAAGCCGACCGCCCAGCAGCGGGCGCAGGUCAUCACCCGCUUCAUCCUGGUGGCGCAGAGACUCCUGCAGCUGCAGAAUUUCAACACGCUGAUGGCCGUGGUGGGGGGGCUGAGUCACAGUUCCAUCUCUCGCCUCAAAGAGACCCACAGCCACGUCAGCUCUGAGACCACCAAGCUGUGGGAGUCCAUGACGGAGCUGGUGACCUCGCUGGGGAACUACAGCCGCUACCGGCGCCGCCUGGCCGAGUGCGUUGGCUUCCGCUUCCCCAUCCUGGGUGUGCACCUCAAGGACCUGGUGGCCGUGCACGUGGCACUGCCUGACUGGCUGGACCGGGCCCACACCCGCGUCAAUGGCACCAAGAUGCAGCAGCUCUUCGGGAUCCUCAACGAGCUGGUGCUGGUGCAGAGCAUCAAACCGCCCUUCGAGGCCAACAUGGACCUCAUCAACCUGCUCACAGUGUCGCUGGAUCAGUACCAGACGGAGGAGGAGAUCUACCAGCUGUCGCUGCAGAGAGAACCCCGGGGCAAGUCGGCCGUGAGUGCGUGUCCGUCCAGCCCCACCUCCUGUUCCCCCCCAAGCCGACCGGCUGACAUAGACGAGUGGGCCUUGGCUGUGAAACCCAAACCGGACCAGACGCUGGUGCGGACACACAUUGAGAAGAUGGUAGAGUCCGUGUUCCGGAAUUUCGAUGUGGAUGGAGACGGCCACAUCUCCCAGGAGGAGUUCAAAAUCAUCCGCAACAACUUCCCCUACCUCUGCAAAUUUGGGGACCUGGAUGAGAACCAGGAUGGCUGCAUCAGCCGGGAGGAGAUGAUCUCGUACUUCAUGAAGUCCAGCGCUGCGGUGGACGGGAAGAUGGGCUUCAUCCACAGCUUCCAGGAGACCACCUUCCUGCACCCUGUGUCCUGCCGUCACUGCAAGAGCCUGAUACUGGGAAUCUACAAACAAGGGUUAAAGUGCCGCUGCUGCGGCGUGAACUGCCACAGGCAGUGCCGGGAGCACCUCUCCCUGGAGUGCCGCAAACGGGCCAAGAGUUUCAGCCUGGCCAGCCCUGCCCACGUCCCCGCCCGCUCCUUCAGCUUCUCACUGCCCCGCCCGGCCUGCAGAUCCCCACACCACACAGAGAUCCGCGAGGAGGAGGUCCAGGAUGUGGAGGACGGGGUUUUCGACGUCCAUUUAUAAAGACAAACACGGUCUGCUCUUCCUCACCAGCUGUGGCUCUUCCUCCCACUCCUCCCAAGCUGGGAUCUCCUGUCCCCCCAAAUCUGCCAGCUGACUUCCCGGCUCCCCCACUGUGGGGUGACACAGAGACGAGGCAAAGGGGCAUCUGAGGAGAGGGUGUAGGGCAAGGGGGAGAGACAGCCCUUCCAGUGGGUGCAGAAGCUGCUCUGGGGGCAAUUGGAUGGGUCCUUUACUGGUUGAGGGGGUGGGGAGGUGGCUGCAUGUCAGGACUCCUGGGUUCUAUUAAUGCGGGAUGGAGACAUGAGUUAACGUGGGGAGGGGGUUGUGAAAUUAGUAAGAUCUCGCCUGACGUCCCUCAAACACAUCCUCAUGCGCUCCAGAAUCAGGGUCCAGUGUGGGUCCACAGGGGGCGGGGUGACUUCCCCUACUCUGGUAGGAGCUGCCUGGGGUAUCCCGCCUGCCCUGCAGGGAAGAGGAGGUUGCCUAGGGGCUGAUGCAUGUGGCUGAUGAUGGAGGGGGAG